Pecten maximus is the source of this 6784-nucleotide messenger RNA. RefSeq lists its product as uncharacterized. NCBI's taxonomy places the organism in Eukaryota, Metazoa, Mollusca, Bivalvia, Pectinida, Pectinidae. The transcript has 20 exons. The record is from RefSeq and is a predicted model, not a curated record. Gene Ontology annotation, biological process: multicellular organism development; protein phosphorylation; positive regulation of kinase activity. Gene Ontology annotation, molecular function: transmembrane receptor protein tyrosine kinase activity; ATP binding. Bases 239 to 4273 code for a protein of 1344 amino acids. Gene Ontology annotation, cellular component: signaling receptor complex.
CGUCACUUGACCUAAAUACCUAAACACACAGGUGUAUUCAUUGACACCUAGGACAAUAGCGGCUACUCCAACUCGAAAGUAGAAAUGUAAAUUCUGGCUGCGACGAGGAACUUCUUACAGAUUCAACAUGACCUGACUGUUAUUCGAUAAUGAAAAUCAACUUUGGGCAUGUGGAAUAACGUCAUUCCCCCAAAAACAUGGCAGAUGACGGAUAUUGUUCAAUACCAUCUCUGUAACCAUGACAACUUGGAGACUCAGUGUCCUGAUAACUUUAUUGUUGCCAUGGCUACCGGGACUAUUGGCCACAGACCAAUCAAAUUGUUUCCAAAACCAUGGAGAUUUAAACGAGCGAGAAAUGUACUACAAUGGUAAAAGCCUGACUAUUAUGCUGGAGAGCAGCCACAGUGUGUCCCAGAACAUCACCAACCAUCUGCUGAAAACGUUACUGACGGAGGUCAUAGGAUAUCGUCGCGUCCAAAUACAAAAUGAUUUUUCCAAUACACUCAACACUACCGCUAUACUCAACCGCAUGUCCGGCUGUUACAACACAGGAUGUUCUACCAAGUCCAAGUCCGUUGUACCACGCACAAUGGUGAACAUUGAGGUUCCGGUAGUGGCGGGAUUUUCGACUGACAGUUGGAGUCGGGCAGGGACAGUGAUAAGUGUUGGACCUCUUGGACCUCUGGGCAGACCUGGCUGGUACAUUGCUGACUAUACUAUCGAUAAGCUUUGGGAGACCGGACAGAUUGUUGAUCAUUGGCGGUCAUUCCUACUAGAGGAUGUGACCCAAAUCUUCUCCAUGUCUGACCAGUUGCCAGUCCUCCGAAACCUGACCAAGAAAACUAACGGCGGCUACCUAUGUAACUUCCAUGGCUGUGUCCAGGGAAUCUACUACGGUCCGAGGUGUCCACAAACUGACCGGUCCACUUGUGCCGUCCUGCUGGCAUCCUAUCCAGAUUGGAACAAAGAUGUCCUGAUUGGUCAGGUGGAGAAACUUGACCUACUUGUGAACAUCGCCUGGUUAGGAGAUCACUAUUGGUCAUAUAUAAGUGAACAAGUGGAACAGCGUCGUCCAGUCCUGCUUUUCGGACUACAUCCAGACAUCAUCGCCCUGGGCACCGAUUUUACCCGUAUCAGGUUCCCAACAUGCCGAACACUUCCCACGAACUUCCCUACUGGCUGUGAUUAUGAAACAAAUCAAUUUACAAAAUUUGUCUGGUCAAAAAUACAAACUAAUGCACCAGAGGCCUACCACGUUAUAUCAAAAUUCAAUUUUGAACAAUUGGAGUUUGAAUCUCUUCUCAAGAAUUACAGUAUUUCAAAAUCAGUUUCAGCUGUCGCUUGUGAUUGGUUAAAUCAAAAUAGACAUAAGUGGUUGUCAUGGAUACCGAAAAAUUUAUCAAUGAAACAGAAAAUUCAUUUACUUGGAUUUUUUCCUAUUACUGGAGUACAAUGGACACAGCCAGGGCUAGUGCAGGGAGCUCAGCUGGCAGUUAAUAGGGUGAACAAAGACCGGGGAGUUUUACCUAACCAUGACCUGGAACUCAUCAUUGUUGAUUCACAAUGUAAAGCAGAUGUGGCCAUGAGGGAGUACAUCAAGUAUAUACACAACUCAACGAAUCUCCAUAUUGGAGGUGUCUUAGGACCAGCAUGCUCCGAUGAAGCAGAAUCCAUUGCGUCCUUGGCCAAACACUUUUACAUGUUCACUGUGAGCUACAGUGCAGAGGCUUCAUCACUUUCUGAUAGAGUUACCUACCCUUACUUCUAUCGCACCAUUCCUCAAAUCAGUGUUCACAAGUAUGUGUACGAGCAAUUUUUCAGCAAAUUGAAAUGGCACCAAGUAGGAGCCCUGGCAGAGGCAGGGCAGGAACUACCCGAGUAUCACCUCAUUCUACAGGAUCACUUACAGAAAACAGGAGUCAAGGUCGUUAUCCGCCACGACAUUGUACAAACUCACGAUCUGAGUUAUGAUGUCACACAGAUUUUUGCCGAUCUGCGAGCAAGAAAUGUGAGGAUAAUUAUUGCUGAUUUCUAUGUAGGAGCAGCGCGUGCAAUCAUGUGUGAAGCCUACCGACAGAGGAUGACUGCCCACGAAGGAUAUGUCUGGUUCCUACCCUCUCUGUGGUACUCUUUCGGCUGGUGGCAGGUCCAUCACGAGGCUGCCGACAUCCCCUGUACCACCCAACAGAUGCUUUACGCCAUUGAUGGUCAUUUUAUACUGUCAAAGACUUUUGCCGACUCGGAUCAAACCGUGAUUAUGGGAAACUUUACUGUAGGAAUGUUUAAGAAGUUGUAUGCAGAAAGAGUUGGAAAAGCAAAUGUGAAACCCAGUCCGUACGCUAACUAUGUGUAUGAUGCUGUGUGGGUUUAUGCUCUCGGACUCCACAAGCUUCUCAGCUCUCAACCAGGAGCCCUAGAGCUGCUUCAUCAGAAAUCUACAGCAAAUACCUUGGUGCAUUACUUUAAUGAGACAAACUUUCAAGGCGUGUCCGGGAGGGUACGGUUUGACGGAGGAGACAGACCCGGUCAGAUACAAAUCAUGCAAUUCUUCCAUAACAUCACAAGGGUUGUGGGCAAGUACACCCCUGGGGUUCCCGCGGGGGCAGGGACACUGGAACUGUACCAGUCCCACAUCAAAUGGCUGACCCCUGGUGGUCAAACUCCUAGUGAUGGACAGCCAGAGGAGAAGUUGUGCGUGAUAGAAGAUUUCCGUGAGAUGUUCAGUGUCAGCUGCGAGAUGUCCAUUGUCAUCGCUAACGUCAUUGGAUUCGGAGUGUUCGUCAUCUUAGUCGUGUUUGUACUGGUCGUCAUCAAGUUCAGGUUUGACAAGAAGAUGCGGAGCACACACGAUCGUAUGAAAGAGUUAGGUCUCCUUUCCCAGGAUUUCUCGUGUCUGUCCCUUGAUGAGUGGGAGAUCCGACGAGACAACGUAGUCCUUAACAGGAAGCUGGGCGAGGGCGCGUUUGGUACAGUGUUUGGGGGUGAAGCCUAUCAGGAAGAUGAGGGAUGGGUACCCGUUGCUGUAAAAACCCUUAAAAUAGGAUCAAGGGUAGAGGAAAAGAUUGACUUCCUGACUGAAUCGGAGAUCAUGAAACGGUUUUCGCAUCCCAAUAUUGUCAAGUUACUAGGGGUGUGUACUCGAGGUGAGCCGGUACUGGCUAUAAUGGAGUACCAUCUCCAUGGUGAUCUUAAGACCUAUCUGCUGUCCCGAAGAAGUCUAGUCGGACAGGUGUCACGCGAGGCAGAAGAUAUCAGUGCGGAACGUCUCACUCAGAUGGUGCUUGAUGUGACUAGUGGUCUGAAGUACAUACAUGACCUCAGAUACGUACAUAGAGACUUGGCCUGUAGGAAUUGUCUUGUUCAUGCUAAUCAGACUGUGAAAAUUGGAGAUUUCGGAAUGACAAGGACACUCAUAGAGUCUGAUUACUACAGAUUCACCAAAAAAGGGAUGUUACCUGUGCGAUGGAUGUCCCCAGAAAGCCUAUGGGAUGGAAUGUUUACCUCCAAGUCAGAUAUAUGGAGUUUUGGGAUCUUGGUUUUUGAGGUUGUAACAUUUGGGAGUUUUCCUUACCAAGGCCUGUCAAAUAACCAGGUGCUAGAGUUUGUAAAGAAGGGAAACCGACUUAUUCUGCCUGGAAACUGUCCAGAAGAUUUGUGUGACUUUAUACAUUCCUGUUUGUCUUAUGAAGCAAAUGAUCGUCCAGAUAUCGAGGAUAUAUUUGACAAGUUGACAAAGGAUCCGUCAUUUAUUCAACCGUGUCUGGAUGCUCCCACUACAAGUGUUGUAAUAGAAGAUAUGGAAUCGGUAGAACUUGUUAACGCUUCCUGUCAAAGCACAAUCACAAAAUCACAUUCGGUGCUACCAACCCUGCUAAACAGAUUAUCACAGACUUCUCAGGAUGUUAAACGCCUUAGUUCGGGGAGUCAGGGUAACAAACUCUCAACGCCCACAAAACUAUCAAUCAAAACUUUUGUGCCUUCUAUAUUUACACGUUCCCGCAGCAACAGCCUUGAUCUGGUAGCCCAAUCACCGUGUAAAAAGGACCUGUACAAUCAAUUUGAAGAAAUCCAAGACAAUGAAAGUCCCGAAAAUUGUGAAACAGCCGUAAAAUCCAAUCGCAACUCACAUGAAAUCCACGGAGACAGUGGUUAUAGCCAUUAUCCUCUAUUAAGCCCGGGUGAGCGAGGCGACUCCACUAGUGAUUAUUUCAGUGAUUAUUCAAAAGAUCAGCUGACAGUCCUGGAAAUGUGUGAAACUGUUACCUCUGUCUGAGGAUAGGCUGGAGGUUUUUUUUUUUUUUUUUUUGUUAAUUGAACUCUCGCAAUUAAUUCUUGAGACUAUAUGAGCUCUCCCUCAGAAUUAAGACUUUGGAAGGACAUGUGAACGAACUUGAGUGACUGCACUCCGAGGCUGAAGACUGUAAGGACCGUUAAUUCUUAGAAUCUGCUGUGAACUCUAGUAAUGUCUAUUUUACUACAUCUGACAUUAUUUCUGAUGAGGAUCUUAACUGACCUACCGAUCUGUUUGAGGCUUGAGAAAUUUAAGCUCCCAUCUUAAUUAAGAAUGUGACCUUCAUAUCAGGACUGUGGAUUUGAAGGACUUAUUAUAUACAUUCCAUAAAACAUGUGCUAUGAACUUUUUUUUAAUUUCAUCACAUUUUUUUCGUGAUACUGUUGGUUAAACAUGGUAAACCCGCAGCCUGAUCAGGAGAGUAAUUUUAGCAUUAAUACAUUUGUAUCUUUCCAAAUAUCUUUUAACAAUACCUGGGGAGAAAAAGCAUUUUAAUGAAAUAAUGUUUGCCACAGAUUUUUAUAUAGGUGUACAUGUAUAUAUAUAUAUUUCUUACACAUUUUUGUGUGAAUUCAUUCAGGAUUGAUAGCAUUAUAUACACAUACUACAUUGUAUGUAGUUUAUAUUUAACAUAAUAUGAAAUAUAUUUUUUGUGCUGUUCAGAUGUUUCCUGUAUGUGUACUUUAUAUGUAAAAUUUUACAAUGUAAAUGUUUUUGCAAAGUUUAUGUGAGAAUUGGUAUUUUUGCACUGUAAAAAAUACCUGGUAGCAAACUUGUAAUGAUUUUAGAAAUCUAUUGUAUGUGACAAUUUGUAAAUUUACACUGUAAAAAGUAAGCAAGAAUGUAAAGAUUUUACAAAUAUAUGUGAGAAUUUGUAUUUUACACUGUAAAUAGAAAAGCACAAAAUUAAAUGUAAAAUUCUUAAAUCCUUUACGAUUUUUAGAAAAAGAACAAAAUAGAAUGAUGUACUAGAAAAUAAUAACUCUUGUGUUCUUAAAUGAAUGAAUUAUGUAGAAAUUGCAAUAAACUAGUCUGCAUAUUUAAAAAGGUAUUGACUUGAAAUGUACAUUCUUACACUCGGGUCCUAGAAUAAGAAGUUUUACAUCAAAGAACAGAUUUUAAAUAAAUUGCAUGUGGGAUACCGACAAUAGUUUUCAAAAACCCUAAUCCACUAGUUAAUUAAUUUCCUAAACUAAAUAUGAUAGCUCUAAAUGGAUAAUAUUGUUUAAAUCUCCCUUUUUUUUUCAAAUAAAUAUAUAUCUGCCAGGUACUUCAAUUAACAACCCAUUGUUUAUUACUCCUCUGGAGAUUUAUGUAAAAUUAAAUAUCUCAAUACAUAAAAAGUAAAAAACAUAUAUAAAUAUACACUGUGUACUUGGAAUUAAUGUAUUAAAGUGUAAGAUUUAAAAAUGAUCCCCAUGACCUAGUUAUGUAUGAGUAAAAAUUUUAAACCCACCCCUGACUGAGUUGAUUUGGCCCCUGGGUUUAUUGCAUGAUAAAUACGGUAUGUAUACGUCACAAAUCUAAACCCAACCCUGACGGAGUCGUGUCGGCCCCAUGGUUUAUGGCAUGAUAAAUAUAGUAUGUAUAUGUCACAAAUCAAAACCCAACCUUGCUUGAGUCGUGUUGGCCCCAGGGUUUAAUAUUGCAUGAUAAAUAUGGUAUGUACAAGUCACAUAUUCAAAUCCAUCCCUAACUGAGUGGUGUUGGCCCCAUAGUUUAUGUACGAUAAGUACAGUAUGUAUAUACAAUUUAACCCAACCCUGACAGGAGUCGUGUCAGCCCCUGUGUUUAUUGCAUGAUAAAUACAGUAUGUACAAGUCACUAUUUCCAAUCAAUGUUCAACAUUUACAUUGCCAUCUACAUGUUCUUUGUAAUGAAUAUUAUUUUUGAUACCACUAUUAAUAAUUUUUAACAUUUUUUGACAUCGGAAAAACUUUUCUGAUAUUUCUUGCUCUGUAAAUUUACAUGCAGCCAGUAGAUCUUAUAUUUUUUUUUUUAAUUAUUAUCUAGGUUUUAUAAAACUAAGGAAAGCCUCUAUGCAAGUGAACAUUUAGCCGAGCAAUCAAGGAUUUUGAUUAAUCAGAUUGUACAACUAUAAUUGUGAUAGAAGACUUCAGUUUUUUUCUCCUACCUGAAUUUUAUUUACCUAAGCUUCAAAGUAACCGGUGCUGAAGGAAAACAACUACACAAAAAGAUUGGUUUCAAAGAUUUUUGUAAUCAAAAGUUUAUAUCAUUAUGGAGUUAUUAUCUCCCUUUUCGGAGUAGUUUGCGAACAUAUAUUGUUAACGGUUUUUCAGCAGAAAGAAAGGGUUACUGAUUGUGAUGUCUCAUCUGCUACUGGACUGAAUUAACCCAGGUGAUCACCGAUUGGCUCAGUCAAAAACAGUGAACAAAGUUAUUUAGAAAUACAAUUCUACUUUUUCUUAAGAAAAAUGAUUUAUGGUGUAGAAAUAUGUGUUCUUUUGAUAAUAAAAAUUGUGUCAAAAUAUC